Messenger RNA from Rhinichthys klamathensis goyatoka, 3220 nucleotides. It is a transcript of the gene zyx, whose product is annotated as zyxin. The record is from RefSeq and is a predicted model, not a curated record. Gene Ontology annotation, biological process: transforming growth factor beta receptor signaling pathway; integrin-mediated signaling pathway. The coding region runs from base 496 to 2322 and encodes 608 amino acids. Lineage: Eukaryota; Metazoa; Chordata; Actinopteri; Cypriniformes; Leuciscidae. The transcript has 11 exons.
GAGAGAACUUGUUUAGACGGAGGGAUGGUGUCAUUCCUUUAGGAGACAUGUAGGGGGAGGGUUCAACAGCUGUGAUUCGGAAAGAAACAGAAGUAGAGACUGCAGAAAAAGUUAUCAUUGAAAUCACUUACGGAGAGAGAAACAAGAAGAGAAGGAGGAGGCAGGCAAAGAGAUCUCUAACAGCAGUGCAGUCAUCAUUGGCCGCAGAUGUUGUCCCACCUCCAGCGGCCAGGAGAAUGCGGAAGCGUGAACCGGAAGUGUGACUAGAGUCGGUACAUUUGGAAAAAGUUCAUGCUGGCAGAUCAGAUUCGCUGAUGAUCGUCCCCACGAGAUCUUGUCAGUACUAACAGAAUGGUGCCUGACGCCAACAUAUCACCGUAAAGUGAUAUACAUUAAGAAAGGAUACUCAUAAAGGGCUGUAGGGAUAGAAAUUAGACGCGUUGUCUCUUUGUACUGGCAUAACUGCACCUUUCCGGAGGAAAACGAACAAUCAAGAUGUCUGACUCUAGUAGCGGCAAGCCCAUUGUGGUAACUUCCUCGGUCUCCCUCAAAGUUACCGCUCCUUCUUUCUACAACCAACCCAAAAAGUUUGCAUCUGUCGCUCCUCCACGCCCCAAAAUACAGAUGGCCCCAUCACAGCCCUCUCCAUUUGUAAGCACUGGUGUAAUUGGACGAGUUGGAGAGAUGCCCCCGCCCCCUUCAGCUGUUUGUGAGGACUUCCCGCCCCCUCCUCCUCCUCCGCUGGAUGAUGCCGAGCUCCCAGCCCCUCCUCCAGAAUGCCAAAUCACACCCCCUGCAUCUGAUGCCCUUCCUCCUGCAUUCCCAGCCCCGCCCCCAGUUGCAGAAGACCUGCACCUCCCUGCACCUCCUGAAGAGUUUAUCUCUGUACCUUCUGCCUCCUUCCCCCCACCACCACCACCACCACCACCACCACCUCCUCCUCCUCUCCCUCAGACCGGUGCAGGUGUCAACUCUCAGAGGCUGAUUGAGAAACAGACGAGUUUUGACAGGCAGCUGGGCUCUUUGACCAAUAUGUUAUCAGAGAUGGAGACUAGUGGACCUUUCAACCCAAAGUUGCCUAGCCAGUUUUCAUCAGCACCAGCGCCAAAGCCAGUAGCACCACCACCAAAAGCCCCUAAGCCCACCCUCUCCUUUCUGCCCCCUCCUGAGCUGGCGGAUCGUCCUCCCCCUGCCCCUUGGGCUGAGGAGCUACGUGCUCGAACACGACCGGCCAAGCAGAGCACAGCCUCUGCCCCCGCCCCUGUACAGUCAUUGGCUAAAGGCCCAGCUGUUGCUCCAAAAACCAACUUCCCUCCCAGUCAGCUGAAUUCAAAUUUUGGUUCCAAAACAGUUAGUCCUGCACCUUCUGGAGGCGCAAGAGGGUUUAACCAUGCCGUUAAAACCCCCGCCCAAAGCUCUUUCCCACCGCCUCCUCCUGCGGCUCCUCCUGCCCCUGUUGCUCCACCAGUGAAUAUUCCCGCCCCCACACCUGCUUUCAAUCUCUCUGAAACAUCUCCCAUUGGCAGUCAGCAAGGCUUUGCUCCGCCUUCUCCUGCUGCACCUAAGAAAUCACCCAUCGCAUCGUUCAGCAGACCAGCAGGAAACACUGUUACACCAAAGGUGUCUGGUUCUGGUGGAGCUCCUCUCACUAUGAGGGAAGUAGAAGAGCUGGAGAAAAUGACUAAGGAGUUUAUUAAAGACAUGGACAAACAUCCUCCUGUGAUCACCUCUCCAGCUACAGUGUGUGGUAAAUGUGGAGAAGCUCUGUCUAGAUCUCAGCCAGCAGUAAGAGCAAUGGAGAAACUCUUCCACUCCCAUUGUUUCUGCUGCAUGAGCUGCCAGCGCCCCCUGCAGGGCAUGCAGUUCUACGACCACGAGGGGACGCCUCAGUGCGAGGACUGCUACACGAAAUCUCUGACUGUGUGUUCCCUCUGUGGGGAGCGGAUCACAGACCGUGUCCUGAAGGCGGUGGGUCAGUGUUUCCAUGCCCACUGUUUCCGCUGCACUACCUGCAGCUGCACCCUGGAGGGCGCUCCAUUCAUCACAGAUGACGACAACAACCCCUACUGUGUCAAAGAUUACCAUCGCCGUUUCUCUCCACUCUGCGUGAGCUGCAAUGAGCCGAUUAUUCCCGACCCGGGAAGUGAAGAGACCAUCAGGGUUGUUGCGUUAGAGAAGAACUUUCACCUGAAGUGCUACCGAUGUGAGGAUUGUGCCCGUCCCCUUUCCAUCGAGGCAGACGCUGACGGCUGCUACCCAUUGGAUGGCAGAAUUCUGUGCAUGAAAUGCCACACCCAACGUGCCAAGCAGGCUAAACAGUGAUUGGUGGAAACUAAACCAAAUUUAAGACACAUAAUUGGCUUAGUGUUAUAAAUCUCUCUUCCGUUUCACAUUCUCAUGUUUGCUCAAUGUCAGUUUAGCCUUUUCUCGACGAAGCUCUACUGCUUUUUCUGAAUGGCCUUAUUCAGAGCCCAGCCCAUAGCUUGCCCUGUUUGGCCUGGCGUCUUUCUGCCAGGGCCUGAUGUGUGCGAGCACAAUGUUAGUGCCUCCAUUUUGAAUGUUAUAUAUGACACAAUUUCUACCCCUAGAUUGUUUAAGUAGUGAUUUUAGGACCCUUUUUGUGGCUUGAAUUUGUACUGUAGUGGCUGACUCUGUGCAGAGGUAAUGUACUGCACUGCCGUUUGAACUGCACAGUACGACUCCCAGCAUGCCUUUAAAAAAAAAACAUCCGUAAAUCGUACCACAGCUGACUACUGAGGCAAGACGUAUAGUUUGUAUAUCCACCAUCAUCCAUGCACUUUUAAUAAGGCUUUUCCGAAACACGUUGUAGUGGAUGAGAAGGGCUCUUUGUGAAAUUGUAGUCACAACAAAUGUACAAUAAGCAAAAAAACAAAGGCAGGGAAAGACGCGAUUUGUCAUGCAUGCUUCACUUAUCUAACUGUUUACCUGUAAAUGAACAAAUAUUUUAAAAAGCACAUCCUAAAACAUGUCGAACAAAACAGUUGAGUAAGUUUGCAUUGAUUAUCAUGCCAGUAUCAGUUCAAUUAUUUUCCAUUCCAUAUAUUGCCAGAGGUAUUCAGCGAUUAAACAAUUGUAGGUCUGUUUGACGAUUAAGUAUUUCCAAAGAAAAGCACAUCAAUCACUGAGCCUCUUGUAAUAUUUACAUAGACUACUGUAAUAAAUCUAUGACAUUGUAGUUAAAGCUUUUUUUCUUAAAAAC